This is a messenger RNA of Cinara cedri, 18751 nucleotides long. NCBI's taxonomy places the organism in Eukaryota, Metazoa, Arthropoda, Insecta, Hemiptera, Aphididae. The record is from the annotation of a GenBank genome assembly.
AUGGCGUAAGUAUAAUAUAAAUAAGCCUGGUUCUUACAAUGUACUAUUAAUUAGUGGUUAGCGUUAAACGUGAGUAAACCUACAGAAUUUCGAUGGUUUGUGGCAAAUUUAACCAGUGGUUAGUGCUCAUCAGACAUUAUAAGAACUAGUCUAAGUAUUUUUAGUCUUUGUUAUUUUUCAUACUUUUCAUAUUAUUAAUUUUAGUAUUGAUAGCUUGUCAGAAGAUUCAUCUGGGGAUUCUGUUAAAAUAAUCGAUACCAUUCGACUAGAUAAAAAAAAAAAGAAGAAGAAACAUAAGCAUAAAAGUGAUAAGUAAGUUUUGUAUUACAUAGGUACAUAGGUACAUUUAAAUUUAAUAUUUAUUAUAUAUAUAGUCUGAUUAAUAUUUCUACCUAAUUUGCUUUAACUAACUAUUUUUUGUUACUUGUUUGAAUGUCUUGUCAGUACAUCGUCAAAAUUUUCUGUCUUGCCACUAGCAUGCUCUUAAUUUGUAAUUAGACAGUGAAGUAACCUGAUGGACUUACUAUGUGUAAUCUUAAAUUAAGUCAUUAAAGCCAUAUAAUGUUUAUUGUAAAAUAUAAAGCCAAUUUUCAUGAGUCAUGGAACUCAUUAGAAGAUAGGAUAUUGACAAUGUAAUGGAACAUUAAUUAUCUGUACCACUGCUGUAGAUAUCUAAUAUUAUAUUAAACAAUUUAAAAAUUUAUUGGACAAACAUUAUUUACCUAUGUUUAUUUUUAACUAAAUAUAAUUGAUACUUUAAGUACCUAGAAUCUUUUGUACAAAUAAAUGGCGGCCUUGAUGAGGAUGUGAAACAUAGGAUUAAGUCUGGUUAGACUAAAAAGAGAUAAGCGCCAGGUGUUUUUUUGUGAUACAGAGAAUUUCAAUGAAACUUAAAGGUUGGCAAAUUCUGCAAGAGUGAGAUGAGACCGGUGAAUGCUGUAUGCUUCAAAGUGUUUGAUAGUAGACAGAAAAAUAGCACAGAUAAUGAGUGUAGCAGGAAUGAGAAUGUUUAGGUGGAUGAAUGGAGUGACAAAAGAAGAUAUGAUAUGUAAUGAGUACAUACAAGGUAGCUUAAGUGUUGCUUCGAUGGUGAACAAAAUGAAAGAUAAUUAAACGAGAUAGUUUAGUGAAAUUUCCUUUCAGAAACAUUUCUUUCAACAAAAGUUGGAGCAAAAUUGCUGUUAGAAAAGUUGUGCACAAAAAAAUAGAAAGCUAUAAUAUAUUUUAACUAAUACUCACAUUUCUUAUAUAUUUUCCCAUUUUUUUUCCGGUUUUUCAAAUUUGAUGAGAAAAUCAAAAUCUCUAAAGUACCCCCUCACGUAUUUCAGAAAAGGUGCUACACGUAGAAAUCCAAACAAGUCUUCUGGUAGAAAAGUUGGCACUGAUAAAAAGAAAAAAUAAACAUCUUUUUAAAACCAUAAGCUUCUUUGCUCCACUCUGAAUCUAUAAUGUUAACAUUGUUAAACAUUUUAACAUAAAAUGUUAAUUUUUCUUCACAUUAAAGUUGAUCCCUAACUUUGCAUGUUUAAUCUUUUACUCUUCUCUAUUCUCUUAAUAUUCUGAUAUCAAGAGUAAUUGAAACAGGAAGUUAGUCUAGUCAUUUCUUGAAUAACUUUUCUUGAUUUUUCUUUCUCUAUUCAAAAUGGUAUUUGUUUUCCAAGUAUAUUAGUAGUUAAAGUUAAAUAUGUUUAAUAAUAAUUAAUAAUAAGUAGGUAUUAAUUUGUAUUUAGAAAUUAAUUUCAUUUAUAAUCUUCAAAUAUAUAUAUAUAUACAGGAUGUUUUUUCAUGAAUCAGCAAUUAUCUCGGAGUUAUUUUAUGUUAAUUUUAUUUUUGUUUUUUUCUUAUCAUUAUGGAAUUGUUUAAGCUAUUAUCCUUCUUUACUCCUCCAGUCUAUAAACUUUAAACUGUUAUAACUUUUAAAGAGUAAAUCUAAUAAUAAUGUUGUGUAUAUCAAAAUCUUUAGAAAAAUAUUUUCUUCAAAUCUGUGCUCAAAAAGAGGUUCCUAUUUGAAGAUCAAAAGUGUGUACUUAUUGAAGGUUUAUGGUGUAGGAGUAAAAAAUUAAAAAUGGUUUUAAAAUAAAGUUUAAAAGAUUCUAUAAUGAUUAGAAAAAACAGAAAUCAAAUUCACUUAAAAAACUCCGAGAUAAAUGCUAGUUUAUGAUAUAAUCAACCUGUAUGUAUAUAUAUUUAAAAACUUCUGUAACAACUUCCAUACAACAUGACAAUUUUAUAAGUAAACCAUUUUAUUAUUUAUGUGGUUUUAUCAGUAACAUUCUAAUAUACAACUCGCACAAUAAUUUUUGGUUUUAUAUGCAACCUGUAGGUUAGUAUAUACAGUGAAAUCUCUUCUAAUGGACACCUCUCAAUAACAAACAUUUUUUUUGGGAACGGGGACAUUUUUACAACUUUUCAAGGAGAUAACCUCAAAAUAACUGACUCUAUUUUAAUCUUAAUUUAAAAAAAGUGACAAAGUGAUGGUAUCAAAAUAUAUUGGCAUAGUAUGUAAUCUUUUAAUAAUGUGAUAACGAUAACAAACUCGAUAAGUUUACGAAUAGCGAACACCUAUUAGAGUUCUAUUAUUAUUACAAAUUAUUAUAUUAUUGAAUCUAUAUAAUUAGUAUAUACAUAACUAUAUAACUUAAAACAUAAUUAUAUACUAAAUCAUAUUAUAUUUUAUAUUACAUUUUUAUAACAACAUUAUAAUUUAAUUUGACAUAGCGCAAAUGUUUUCAUUUUACACAUUAUCCUUUAAUUUCAAAAAUUUACUCCUUUGAAUAACGACUAGUGGACAAAAAUUUGGCGACUGAGGGUGUUUGCUAUUCAGAAAUUUCACUGUAGUUAAAAAUGUACCAAGUGAUUAAUUUAAUAAAAAAAAGUUUUUACUAAGCCUACUUUGGUUUGGUAAAGUUUAAAUUUUAUUGUUAAUUUUUCUCUCAUGUCUACUAAAAAUAUUUUUCAGAUUUGGAUAGUAGGAAUUUUACCACUUAUCUUCAAGUUUUUUAAACUAAAUCAGGAUAGGUACAACAUUUGUUUUAAGUUGUUUUCCUUAUAUCUUUUAACAAACUUUCAGUCAUGUAGCUUGUACAUUUGUAUUGGUAUUGGUAAGUUAAUAGUUGUGUGUAGAUGUUUCAGUUUUAUAUUAAGUUAAGAAAUUAUUUAUGAAAAUUAAUUUAUGUAGAUAUUACAGACAUAACAAUAUUAAUAAUAUAUUAUUUUCAUAUUUGAUAAUUGUUUAUGAAGUUUGUCCCACUUACCUGUAAUUUUAUUCUUGAAUAUUUUAUAUUUGUUGAAGAAAUAUUUUAAAUAUUAAAUAAUAUCUUCAAUAUUUCUAGAAAACAUAAAAAAUCAAAAAAGGAAAAUGGAGAUUCUAAAUUAAAAGAUAAAAAUAAGUCAAAUGGCAAUCACAUUCAGAAUGGGAAACAAAAACGACCACCAUCUCCACCACCAUCUGAUAAUUCUAAGAAAAAGAAAACUGAAGGAUCUAUUAAUGUAAUAGGUGAUAUGAAUGAAGAAGAUAUGAACCUGGAGGAAUUAAUGAAACAUAAGGUAUGCUACAAAUUAAAAUAUAUAUUUUUGGUUAUGGUUAUGCACAUUUUAAUAAUCUGUAUGAAAAUUGUAAUUAUUAUACUGAAUAGUUUGUUAAGAUAUUUAUAAUAUUUUUCAUUCAAAACAAAUAUUUCCACUUAUGUAAAUAUUUACUGUUUUUAAUAGUGGACAACAGAAUUUAAUUUGUAUAUGAAUAAUUUUAAACCUCAAAAUCAUCAAGUAAAAUACUUUUUAGUUCUUAAUAUUUUGUAUUUUGUCAUUAAUUCAAAAUUGAUGAUUAAUUAAAAAUAUUUUUUCUAUUUAAAUUCCUUUGUUUUACAGUUAUUAUAAUUAUUUCAUUUUGGAUUAGAGUUUAUCUGCAGUAAUUCAUUUUAAUAUAUAAAAAAAAAAUUAUAAAUUACAGUGUUAAAAGAUAUUAUAAUAGUAAUUUAUUUUUUUAUUACAUUUUGAAGUUUCGAUAAUGUGUAUAAUGCAUGCCACUCAUAAAGCCAUUUUACAAUUUUUUGAAAAAUUUAGACAUUUCCAUACAAGAUUACAAUGAGAACAUUAAUUGCAUAGUAAUAACAUACCAUUGUGAAUACAAUCAAUUGUGAAAAUAAUAUAAGAGGUACAAGGGGACUGUUUAUUGUUUAUUAAGAUUAGAAGAAGCGUAGCAUGUGAAGAAGAUGGUGGUUAUAACCAUGGGAAGUAAGAAUAAGUUGGAACAGCGAACAGAUAGGAAUUAAGGAUGUUGUAGAAGGGAACUUUAAAAGAAAUCAUCUUCAGUAAGUCGGGUGGGUGCAGAGAACCAUUAAGGACUGCAGUAAUAAAAUCUCUUUAAUGUGACAGGAGCAAAGUGUAGAGAUAUUUAAAGUAUUAUUUAUGGGAGUAUAGCCAGGGUGUGUAUGUAAGGAUAGCUGGUGUGGCUAAAAAUUUGUUAAAGCCUAAGUUGGUCCUUAGCAAAGAAUGGAUGCCAUACAGGUAUGUCAUAUUCUAGCAAAGAACAGACCAAAGAAGUGUAUAGUAAAUGAAGAUAGCUGGGGCGAGGAGAAAAGUUUAGUAUUGCGCUUAAUAAAGCUGAUCAUUUUGAAGACUUACUUAUGGUGCACUUAUGUUGUUAUGUAAAUUGUAUUAUGUAGUUUUUAAAUAAUUACUCUUAUCUGUUCUGUUAUUCCACUUGAAAAUAUAUUUGUUUUAAAUACAUUUUCUUUAAAAUUGAUUCAAGUGAAGUUAUGUAAACAAAUUGUAUUGGUUUGACUUAAAUUUAAAAACUACACUUUCAUGUAUAUACUUUGUUUAACAAAUUCUAAUUUUUAUUAAUUGUGUAUAUCCUAUUAUGAUGUAUAAAACAAAUAAAUACUAUUUAUGUCAGAUAUUUUAUAUACAGAAAUUAAAACUAUGAUUGAUUCAAAAUCUAAAAACCUGCUGUAAAUUAAAAUAAUUCAGUUGUUCGAAGAUGGGGGGGAGGAGCAUAUAUAUCAUAGUGAAAUCUCUAUAACCUUUUUAAUUUACAAAUAAUCUGUUAUAAGGUGAUUAUUUAUAUUUUAAACUAAUAAUCGCUAACCAAUAAUAUUCUACUUGUCCUAAUUUAAUUAAAUUUAAAUUUAUCUUUUUUUGUUAAAUUUAAAGAUGAAAAUACAAUAUUUAGUUGUAUUUUUUUUCAGAUUAAGUUGGACUAUUUUGUAUGUUAUGCUUAUUUCAAAAUACCUAUUUAUUACAAUUAAUUAUAUAUAAUUAUUAUCAAAAAUAAAUUAUUUUAUAUAGUAGAUAUAAAUAAUAUUUGAGGGCUGUAUUAUUAUAAAUAUAUUUUAUUACAGGUGAUACAUUUAAUAAUAAAAACUCAUCUUUUUAAAACAUAGAUGUAUUAACGAUAAUUUUAGAUUUUAAAUUAUUUCAUUAAAAAAAAUAACUACAUUCUUUGUAUAAAACUUCAAUGAAAUAAAGUUAUAAUUCUAAAUUGGUAUACGUUUUGCCUAUUAAAUUGUUUUGUAUGAAAUUUAUUGUAAAUUAUAGCUGUAAAUUAAAUACAAAAUAUUUAUCAAUAAAUUAAAUAUGAAGUGAGUUUCUAUAUUAAAUGUUUCACUUUGUAUAUUGUUAAAUUAAAAUUUAUUAUCAAAAAUAAAUAUUUUUAGGCAUUACUUCAAGCUCGAUUAGGUGCUUAUUUAUCAGAAUCGGAUGAUGGAGAAAAAGCUGCUUCAAAAAGAAAGUCUAGUUUGAAAAAAUCAGUUGAAACUAUUAAUUUAAUUGAUGAUGAAUCCGACGAGGAAAAUAAAAAUAAGAAUUCUGAAUGGUAGUUUUUUUUUUUAUGAUAAGUCAUUUUAUAUUUCUUUUCAUAUAGUACAUUAAUAGUUUAAUACAAAUUUUAUUUAAUAGUUCAAAAAUCCCAUUGAAACGUAAUCACGGCAUCAGUCAAGAUAUGAAGAAAUCAACUAGAGAUAGAAGUUUAAGUAAAGAUUUGGUUCAUUCAAAAUCAGAACGACUUAGAAAGGAUAAAGAACGUGAUAAGGAAUAUGAAAGGUGCAGAGAAAAAGAUAAAGAACGCCAGAGAAAAAUUAAACAUUUAGAGGAUGAAAAAAGACGAGAAAUUAGACGAAAAGAAGAAGAGAUUAAAAAAAGAGAAGAUGAUUUAAGGCGACGUGAACAAAGAAGACGAGAUGAAGAAAUAAAAGAAAUUGAAGAAGAAGCAAAGAGAAGAGCUGAAGAAGUAAGGAGACGUGAAGAACAGAUUAGGCAACGUGAAGAUCAAUUGAGACGAAGACGAGACCGAAUUAAAAGUCCUACAUGUAAGUAUUCAAAAUAUAAUUAUUAAACAUGUAAUUAAUAAUUAAUUCAAAUUUUAUCUUUAUCAGCUAAUAGAGAUCGUGCAAGAAGUCCACCUGGUAAGAGUUACACAUCAUAAUAAUAUAACAUAAAGGUGUACAAAUUUCAAACUCAAAUUGAUUAGCAAAUUGCUUGUAAGUUUGUGCACUAAAAAUGUAUAAAUAUGCAUGAAUUUAUGCAUUAAAAAUGUCAUAAAUGAUGAAUGAUAAAAAUAUAUAUGUAUUCAUAUUUUUUAAAUAAUUAUAAUAAUAACAAUAAUAAAACAAAUGUACUUAUUGAAAUAUGAACUGAAAAAUAUAGAAUCAUAAAUUAAAACCUAUAAAAUACUGCUAAUUACUUAAAAAAGUAAAUAUCAACAUUUAAUAAACAUUAGGAUAACUGUUAUUUUGGCAUAUUUCAAAAUAUAUUGCAGUGGAUUUUUUGUGUGUAUUUGGUGGGAAAAAAAUGCAUUCAAAAACUUUCUUUCUUUAACUUAAUUUCAUCCCGGCUUAAUAAGCAGUCAAUAUUUAGUUACAAUGGUACUUAUUAGUACUGUUUGGUAAUUGUUAUGAGCGCAAUAAAUAACUUAAAAAUAUGGUGGAAUAUAUGAACUUUUAACAUGAUUUUUGUUGAUCGGUUUAGGUCCCAUUUGUGGCACAUGUGCGUCAUUCACUUAUGUAAACAUUUUGUCAAAAGCCAAAAUAACAAAUAUAUCUUCAUAAACAUGUUCCUAAAUUUAAAUUUGUCUAGUUUAAUUAUUUUGACCUAAAUAAGAUUUUUUUUCGUCUUUAUAAAACAGGAUACCAUUGUUUUUAGAUUUUUAAGAUUUUUUUAUAUUAUACAUAUUUUAAGAAUGAUGCAGUAUGGUUGUAAAAAUAAAAACUGCUGUUAUGUACAUAUAGUCAAUAUUAUCAAUUUAAAAAACUUUGACAAUUAAAAUAAUGUUUUAUUUUAGUUUCUAAUAGAUACAGAGACCGUGAUCGAGAACGUGACCGUGAUCGAGAACGUGAUCGUGAUCGUGAUAGAGAACGUGAUCGUGACCGAGAUAGAGACAGGGAUAGGGAUAAAAGAUAUGGUAGAAAGUAUGAUAGGAGAUCACAUAGUAAAGAUCGACAUUCUAGGUAAGUGUAAGUUUCAAUUCUAAUUUGCAUAAUUGAACAAAAUUUAUAUAAAUAGGUUUUAAAUUAAAAUUUAACUAAUGACAUUAAUUAUAGAUCUCAUAAAGGAAAGGACCGAGGAGAUAAAUAUAAAGAUAGUUUCUCUGAAGGUCUUAAACGUGAUGAAAAAUCUUCUUCAGAUUCUGAGUAAGAAUUUUUUUUUUUUUUUAGAUUUAUUCCCCUCUAAAUUCAUAUAAAUAUAUAUAAUAUGAUCAAUCCUCGAUAAGACAUACAUUAUCUCAGAAAGUGUUUAAUUGUUUUCAAUUUGUGUUUCUUACAAUAUUUAAGAAAUCAAUAUUUUUAAAAUGUUACAUUACCAUUUUUGUUCCACCCUAAAUUUUGGAGAAGCCACAACCUACUUUUUAUUUUCUCAAAGUAACUUGCAUUAAAAAUUGCAUAAAUAUUUUUAUUGUAAUUAAAUGUUGUUAGAAAUGUUUAAAUUUCAUUGAUUGUUAAGUUUCCGUACAAUAAACUUGAAGUGCAUCAUUUACAUUAAAAUUCAGUCCCAUUUAUGACCUUGUGGAAUGUUAAUGUUUUUAAUUUUUAAGAUCCUUUAAAAAACUUUUGGAUUUGUCUAUGCGCAAUGAGUUAAUUAUUGGAUUGAUUGAAUUAUUGAUAACUUUUUUGUUGUUUUAAAUUAGUUAAUUAUUUUACAGUAUCGAUGUAAAUAUAAAUAUUGCGGAAGAUGAAAAUGAGGAAGAAAUUAUAGAGAAAAGACGAAAGCAAAGGGAAGAAUUAUUAAAGGUAAUUUUUUAAUUAUUUAAUUAUUUGAUCAUAGAUAUUUUUUUAAUAUUGAUAUUUGAAUCUGUACUUUAGAGAUUAGGAGCAAAUAAUAGUAGUAAUUUGCACAGUGAAGAUUCUAUGAAUCCUUCUCCUCACGGAAGUAGUGUAACUGAAACAUCUUUGCAGCAUUCUCCAGAACUUCAGUCUCCCAAAGAAAUCAGCAAUAGGUUAAAUGAUUCUGAUUCAGCACCAGAUAAAGAGACCAAGCCAGAUCAUGUAUUAAAUCCUGAUUUAAUAAAAGGAAAGUGGGAUAUGUUUGCAGAAGCUGAUUCAUUUCAUGCAACACAACAUGUAAAUCUUUAUUUUUGCUAAAAUUAAUAAACAGUUUUAUUGAAAAUUUUAAUUUGAAGUGAAAUUAAUGAAAUUUAUGAAUUUGUUUAUGUAGACUCCUGUACCAGAUGGUAUACCUAACGGAAACAAAAGUGUUCCUGAAAAUCCUUCUUUAACUGAUAACUGGGAUGAUGCUGAAGGAUAUUAUCGUGUAAGAAUAGGUGAAAUAAUGGAUUCUCGGUAUGCUGUUUAUGGGUAUACUGGUCAAGGAGUGUUUUCUAAUGUUGUUCGUGCGAGAGAUGCUGCACGUGACAAUCAAGACGUGGCAGUUAAAAUUAUAAGAAACAAUGAAAUUAUGUAAAUUAAAUAAGCAUUUUAUAUUUUUAUUAUUAUAAUAUAUAGUUUAUAAUGUAUUUUAAAAUUGAAUUUAGGCACAAGACAGGACUAAAAGAGUUGGAAAUUCUUAAACGGUUAAAUGAUUCUGAUCCAGAUGAUAGGUUUCAUUGUUUACGUUUAUAUCGUCAUUUUUUCCACAAACAACAUUUGUGUAUGGUCUUUGAACCACUCAGUAUGAAUCUUAGAGAGGUAAAGUAUAUUAAGUAAAUAUUUAUAAGUUUUUAUGUACAUAUAUAUAUAUAAGUAUUUUCAAUUUUAUACAUUUUAUCAAAUAUUAAUUACUCUUUAUAGUUUCAUAUAUAGGUACUUGAUAUUCACUAAUCUUCAUGUAUAAUAAAAAGAGUAGAAUUAGCAAAACGGAAUUCCAAAAUAGAUUUAUUCUCUUUUGGCCAUUGUUUUUGCAAAAAUAUAUAUAUUUAUAAUUUUGAUGAUAAACAUGUUAAUAAUGAAUUAUUAUUAUUUAAGUUUUCUAAAUUAUAAUACAAUUUUCACCAUAAAAAGUUUGUUCAAUAUAUUGUCUAAUGACUAAAUGACAAUAUUAUAUUAUUAGUAAAAAUUAUUCUACAGAAAAUGUGAUGAACACUAUCACUUAGCGCCUUACACGUGUUAUUUAAUUUUGUUCAUGGUUCAUGGAAUUAUAACACUGGUUUAUAAGUCCAUCUAAUUAAAGUAAAACUUUUUCUGAUAGGGUCUGAACUGUAUAAUUUCAUUCACUGAUGUCAGGUGGUGGCAUAAUGCACCUCUGCCAUCCAUUUUAUACAGUUGCCAAGUAAGCCCCCCUUCUUUGCCCGUGUAGCAUAAAUUACUUAUUGUCUCAAUAGCAGCCUGUAUUCUUUUCAUUAUUCGCUCUGGUGAAAAGUAGAGGCUUACACCAACUGUAUACGUGAGGUCAAGAGAUACAGCAUAUAUAUUACGGAAUAUGGAUUAUGGAUAAUUAAUGUGAUAUUACAUUUGUAAUUUUUGAAAUUUAUUUGAUUGCCAUCUACCAAUCUGGUUCCCUGGUCCAACUUCUGUCCCAUAUUCAAAUCAUGCAUCUACUAACUCUGGCUCAGCUCCUAUAAAAGUCUUUCGCCACAUGAUACAGAAAUAUUAACAACACUAUCUCGCCCAAUCCUUGUUUUUUUAAACUCAAUCUUUCCCGCAAAGCAAUAAGUUCGUUUUCUCACCUUCAUUUUGGUUGUACAUUACUCUCUUCCCACUCCUUUAAAUUAUCCCUAAAUGACUUCUCUAUUUGUAUCUUUCAUAAAAAUACAAUUUUAUUAUUAUUUAACAAAAGAAUGUAGAAAUCAUUGAAAUCGUUAUCAAUUUUGAUAUUAUCUUAUAAAUUGUUCACUUGCUUCCUAUAAAAUCAGUAUAAUAGAUAAAUUGUAAAAGUUUUUACAGGCAAACUAAAUUUCAGGGAUGAUACUUUUAGUUUCACUUCUGCUAGGCAACUGAGAAGAGUUUGAUUUUGCAUUUUUAAAAGUCAGUAUUUACGAUUUUCAUCAAGAUUUGCUAUUAAAUAAAAUUCUUAAAAAAAAAAUUAACAUUGCAGUCAAUAUUUAUUUUCUUACCACAAUGUAUGACUUGUAAUGAACCUCCUGUUAAAUUUUCAAUUAUUUCUGUUUGGUCCAAUAAUUUUAUCCACAAAGUAAUUAUCAAAUAAAAAUUACAUGAAAUACGUACAAAAUUAAAAUAUAUAAAAAAAUAUUUUUUAAAUUGUAUUACGUCUAGAAAAGUCAAAUAUAGGUUCAUAAUCUUCAUUUUUAUUUUACCAAACUUACUUUUAAAUUUUAUAUUGAUCUCUAUAUGUAAUUAAUUAUAUUUUUUACUUGGAUUAUUAACAAUUAUUUGUUGGACUAUAUUAUUACUAAUUACUAAAAAAUAACUAAACUAAUAUUAAAACAUAGGUGUUGAAGAAAUAUGGAAAGGACAUUGGGUUGCAUAUUAAAGCAGUUCGUUCAUACAGUCAGCAGUUAUUUUUGGCAUUGAAGUUGAUGAAAAAGGCAAAUAUAUUGCAUGCUGAUAUCAAGCCUGAUAAUAUUUUAGUAAGUAUUUUAUUUAUUUACAUUUAGAAUUUAGAUUUAAGCCGAGUAAGACGAAAUUCCAGGAUUUAGUUGAUUUCUGGCCAAUGGCAUUACAAAAUUAUGAUCAUAAUAUUGAUGUUAUUUACAUUUUGGUAAUUAGGUAUUACCAAUUCCAGUUCAACUAUGAUACAACUCUCUGGAAAAAUUUAUUUGUCUGGUCUGCAGUUCCUGCGAAUCUCAUACUCCGGGUUAUAACAAAAAUAAAACUUUAAUAUUACUGUGUUCAUAAGUUUAUUCCUUUUGUUAUAUCUAUAGGUGAAUGAAAGUAAAUUAGUGUUAAAAUUAUGUGAUUUUGGAUCAGCUUCACAUGUUGCUGAUAAUGAGACCACCCCAUAUCUUGUUAGUCGAUUUUACCGGUCACCUGAAAUAAGUAAGUUUUAAAUAAUUUUGUACUUUGUAUAUCACUAAUGAAUUGUAUUUUAGUUUUAGGUAUUCAGUGUGAUUUUGGUAUUGAUAUGUGGUCUGCUGGUUGUACAAUUUAUGAACUCUAUACUGGCAAAAUAUUAUUUCCAGGAAAAACCAAUAAUCAAGUAAUUUAUAUAUAUAUAUAUAUAUAUUUUCAAAUUUAUUAGUAAAAUUAACUUUGAUUUAUAUUAAAACAUGGAUUUAUUUCAUCAUCAGAUGUUGAAAUUUUUUAUGGAUUUGAAAGGCAAAAUGGCUAAUAAAACUAUUCGUAAAGGAAUGUUUAAAGACCAACAUUUUGAUAGCAAUUGUAAUUUUCUGUAUCAUGAAGUCGACAAAGUUACAGAACGAGUAAGCAUUAAUAGUUAAUAUAUUAUCUCUACCUACAAAUAUAUACAUUAAUAAUAGACCAUUACAAGUCCAGUUUUAAAAAAGUUAUUAGUAAGUUACUUAAAUUCAAGCAAAACGGAAUUCCAGAAUUUAUUUAUUAUUUUCUGGCCAUUGUCUUUGCAAAAAUAUUUCUUAUUAAUUUAAUGAUAUACGUUUUAAUAAACUAUUGUUAUUAAAGCUAUUUUAAUUAUAAUACAAUUUUUAAUUAACUCUUAUCAAUUGAAAUUAUUACUUAGUACAAAGCCAAUAUACUCAAUCAUUAGAGAAACAUUUGUUUAUUUAAAAGUUAAAUGUAUGUUUUAUUUUUGAAAUUAUAAAUUUAAAAUUUGCCUGUGUUUUAAUAAAAAAUCUAGUUAAGAAGAUAAUUUAUUUUUGAAAAAUUAAAAUAAUAAAUAUUUAUGUGUUAUAUUUAACAUUUAUUAGAACUUCUCAUAAAGUACUUUAUUUACAAGUUUAUUCCGCCAUUUUCUUUUUUGUAAGAUUUUAAAAUUAAAGAUAAAUAUGAUGAAAUAAUCUUUAACUCAUUGUAGAUAAUCAACUGUAAUUAAUAUGGAAUAUUAUGAUCUGCAAAUAGUUUCAAGUAAAAAUAUUUAUUACUUUUGAGUAGUUGUAUUAUUUAUGAUGCAAUGUAAUUAUAAAAUAAUAACAUGACGAUACAGUGUGCAAUAAAAUUGCUUCAUGCAAAGUUAAGUAAUUUUAUAGUAUUUAAAUAAAAUUCAAAGCUUAACAAGUUCAUAAAAAUUACUUUUACUGAUUACUAUUAUUUUAUCUAAAUUAUUAUUAAAGCAUACAAAAUAAAAAGAUUUGUUUUAUAAAACAAAGUUGUAUUAUUUAAAUCAAUUUAUUUCUAUGGUUAUGGGAGAUUUGCUAUAUUUAAUCAAAUUGUGAUAUUAGACCUAAAAAUAAUUGAUUAUAUUUGUAUGAUUUUUAAAUGAUUUUUAUUCCUUUUUUUUUACAGGAGAAAAUUAUAACAAUGUCCUCAAUAAAUCCUAGUCGUGAUUUAUAUACUGAAUUAUUGGGAAAUCAAAAAUUACCAGAGGAGCAAAUUCGUAAAGUGGGCCAAUUGAAGGACCUGUUAGAUAAAAUAUUGACUCUGGAUUCUUCAAAACGUAUUGGCAUAUCACAGGCUUUGGUACAUCCGUUCAUAUCGGAAAAAAAUUGAUCAGUGCGAGUAGUUAUACUUAGAAAAAUUAACAUAAAACACUGACUUUUACUUUUGAUUCUGUGGAAUCAAAAUAAUUUUAAAACUAGAAAUUUUCGUAAUUUAAAAUUAUUUUCCACUUACAUUAUUUUGUACACAGUUUUUCUUUUCAACUAUCUAUCUAAAUAAAAAAAAAAAUUUAUUUUACCAAAAAUUGGUCGUUUUAUGACCUGUAUAUUGUAGUUAAGAAAUGACAACAUAAUAUUGUUAAUAAUAAAGUACAAUUUUGAAAAAUAGUUAUAACAUUUCCAUUUUGUAAUUUAUUUAUUCCGUGUUGAUAUUUUUGUAUUCAGCAGAAUUCUUUGUACAUGAUGGUUUUUAUUUGUUUUGCAGAAUGAAAGCAAACUCAAAAAAAUCAUAGAACACAUAGAAAUUGUCAAAAUCAUUUCUCCUCCAAUGUUUGUCCUCCAAUAAUUUGGUAAUUAAAAGAUAAUUAUCAGGAAAUCUAAAUUUAACAUUUUAAUUAGACAUUUAACAACUCCAACCUAAGGCAAUCUAAUUAUAAUGGUUUCCACUAUACUUUUUGCUGCAUAAUUGGUUGGUUUGUGGCAGUUCCAGAUACUAAUAAUAGUCUAAAUAAACAUCUAAAUACCUAUGAAGAAUAAGACAAAAUAAUACAAUUAUACAAUGAUAAUAAUGACCAUUAGCUUUUGCAUUAAUUUCAUUCCAUGGAAAAUGUUUCUAAAAUCUGGAGUUGUCACUAGUAAUGAAUUUGAUUAUACCUUACCCCUUUAUUAAAAUAGGAUAAUGAAAAUAUUUGCAGUUUUAAUUUCUUUGUAAGUUGUUAAUUUUUCAGGGUUACUCAACAGAGAGAAGCAAAUCAAAAGUGGCUUAUUGGUUUCCAAACAGGUAACAUAAAAUAAAAAUAGUUUCAUUAAUGCAAUAAUAUCAGAAAUUGAAAUAAUAUUUUCUUUGUAUUUACUUCAAUUUUCCAAUUUUCUAUUUAAUAUCUCAUUCAAAUUAUUCCAUUAUUGUCACUUCUUACUCAUAUAAUUACCAAAACUAAUUCAUUUUGGAAACAUUUAUUUUGUAAAAAUAUUAUUUAUAGGUUAAAGUUUUAAUUAUGUCUAUAACUUUUAGAAUCUUGAUUAUUAUCUAUCUGAUAGAUAUAAAUUGUUUGUGAUAGAUUCUAUCGUAAACAAUUUGAGUUGUUAUUUAUAUUUUUAUACCAUGUGUGGGGCAGAUAGUUUAAUUUUGUUUUCUACGAGUCAAUUUUUUUUGAUUCUUAGUGUAUGUAUCAUAUGUUUUAUAACUGUUAGUUUUUCCCUGUAAUUAUUUAAGGUUAAUAUAGAUAGUGUAAAUGUUAUAAACUUAACAACUUACAAACAUAAGAUAAAUUAAAACUGCAAGUUUUAGGGUAAUUUACAAUAAAAUUGAAUGAACUGAAAUUCAGAAUUGUUACACUUUUACUUAAUUUUUUGGAAAUUCGUUGUUAAAAACUGUUAAAUAAAUCUAAUUUUUAGUCUUUAUUUAAAAUGAUUCAGAUUGAAAAAUUGUAAAAAUAAUGUUUCUCUAUUGUAAAUUACAAAAAAAAAAAAUUAAUUUUGCUGAUGGGCACCAUUCUUAUUAUAAGUGGAAAUUUGUUGAGAUAGUAUGACCUAACCUGGUUAUUUAAUUUAUGUUAGUCAAAAUUUGGUUUUAAAACGCCCAUAAGAAUAAAAUUAUUACAAUGUUAAAUUUUAUUUUUUUAUACCACUAAAUAUAAUUUGUAAUAAACUUAAUAUUUAAUUUUCAAUCUUUUCCAUUUCGCCAAAAAAAUUUUAUCCACAUAAAACUGAAUUGAAGUUAUAAAAGUCAAAAAUAUCAAAUGCCUAUAAUAACUGCAGAUGCCAGAAUGCUUUGUACACUUUAGCGCAUCUAAUAAGAUCACAAUAAGGUACUUUUAUCUAAUGUAAGUAUUAGGUGAAAAUUUCAGGACUUGACAAUUAUUUUUAAUUGAAUUACAACGAAAAUAACGAAACUGAAGUUUCUUAUUUUUCCCAAAUUAUUAAAAAUAAAAAAAUUAUCACAUGCACCAAAUAGACAACAUUUUUUUUAGAAAAGAUACUAGUUUUUAAAUUUGGAGAAAGAUUUUUUGAUGGAAAAACAAAAUGGAAUUUAAUAAAACUUUUAUUGCUGUACAUUUAGUGUUUGGACGUUGCUCCCUAUACUUUUCCCCCAACCGUGAUCUUUAGCAGUACUGGAUGUUUCUCACCUAGACUGAGAUGUCCCGACCCUCUGAAUCAUAUAUUUUUUACACAUAAUAAUAGCUUAAGAAAUAGGAUUUUUGGUUUUACCUAAAAUAUAAGAUCAUCAAUCGGUUUUCAUCAUUUACGUUAUGGAUUUAUUUUUGAAUUAUAGAACGGGAGCUUUCCAUAAUAAUUUGGGUAAUGAUAAUAGGUUAAAAAAAUUAUAUGAAAAUUUUUGUAUAAAGGUAUUUUGAAUUUUUAAAUUUCGUGAGCUAUCUUACCAGAAUAAAAACUAUUGGUUUGGUUUUUUUGAUUAUUUGUAUUAUUUAAUUUUGUAUUACGAUGAAAUUCAAAUUUGAAUUAUAUUUAUAUAUUAAUUUAAUCAUUUGUACAUUUAUUUAUUUGUUUUGUAUAUUGUUGUUUAAUAUUUUUACUUUUUUAUUUUUUUUGCGGGGGAAAUAAUCUGGUUUGGAGAGAAAAUGUUCAAUGAAUUUAGAGGGGAAACAUCUUAAAUUCUGUAAAUUUUUUUUUCCAAUUAUUAUAAAAAAUAUUUGUGAAAUUAAAAUAUGAUUUCCUCAAUGAACCAAAAAGAUCCAAAAUUAUACAAAAAAGCUAUCUUUUUUUGGUAGAAGUUAUUUACAGACAAAAAAAAAUCAUCUAUCAUACCUAGUAGAAUCAAUACAAUGUUCGCUAUGCUCAGAAUCUUAAAUCUGUACAUAAUAUAUGACUAUGUAAGUUAUAGGAUAUAGGGAAAUUAAGUUUUAAAUACCUAUCAUUAUUAGGCCUAGCAUAAGUGCCUGAUAAAUUUACCAAUAAGCAAAUAACCUAAAAAAAUGUUACUAUAAUCUUGUAUGUUAAACCUGUCCAUUUAUUGUAAAAAUAUUCAAUUACCAAAUUUUUAAAAUUUGCUUUAUUUCUCUGGUUUCUGUUUGGCGCUCCUUUUGUUAUAGCGCCUGGCCCAUGCGUAACUUUCGUGCAUCCCUAGCCACAUCUUUAAUAUCUAUUGAGAGCAAUUAUAAGUUAUUAAAUAUUGGGUACUAGUCUAGUUGACAUCUACCAAAAAAGUAUUCUCCCGCCAUUACUACUUUGGUAUUUUCAGUAUACAUGUAUUUCAGUGAUGACUGCUGAAUAAUUUAGGUAGGCAUUCUAUAAUAUUAUAUAUGGUAUCUGCUGUUAUAUUUAUCUUUUAUCAUUAAUUUUUACUAUACUGAUUUUAACUAUUAUUCUUAAAAUAUCCAAUAAGUGAAUUUCACAUAUAUACCUAACUUAUAUAGUUUUUGUACCAUUUAACCUACAGUACAUUAUUUUAAUUUUAAAUGCAUAAUCUAUAAAUAAAGCAUAUACAUAUUAUAACAAAUGAUUAAAAUAACAAAAAUACAAGAGAUACAAGUGGUAGGUGUGAACUUAAAUCUGAGUGGCGGGAGAGUAUACUUUAUUGAUCGGGGUCAAUUAGAUCAGUACCAAUUAUUAUAAACAAAAAGCUAUUUAGAGUAAAUUAAAGCCGAUUUAAUGUGUCAAUCAUUUUUAAUUUGUUCCUUUACUUGUCCAAAGAAGAACUCAGAAUAUCUAAAAAAAGAUUAUUCAAGUAUGAGUACCUGAAUUGUUUUAAUUGUGGUUCAAAUGUAUACCUACCUACUCUUCAGAAACAAUUACAUAUUUACAACCAAAAUUUGUUUUUGUAAAAUUCAAUCAUAAGCAAUAAAUUGUGACUAGAUAGGUAUUUUUGUUUUACAAUAACUAAGAAAAUUAUGAACUCAUAUUAAGUGUGUCGAAUUUGAUUUGUUCUGUUUGAGGAUAGACCGACAGAACUUAUUAUCAAGUGUUACUAAAAAUGGCUAAAUAGGUGCUUUUCAUUAAUCAUGUUCACUAAAUAAAUUUAAAUUAAUUGAUUGCUGUUGGGACUAUGGUUUAAAAGUAAUUUUAGAAUUGAUUGAACUUUAAUCAUAUUAUGUUAUAGUGAUAUGAUAAUAAUAAAGCAUAUAAACUCGGUUAUAGAAUUCAGCGGGAACUACUUGAUAUUAAUAAGUUUUAAUUUUUUACAUAGACAUAUAAAAUAUUUGAAAAACUGUUUUUCUAUAUAUUUUAAUAAAAUUAAUUUAUUAUUUUACAGGGUGAUUAAAAUAAUGUAAGACACUUUAUCUCAAGUAUACAUUUUUUUUUGGAAUUUGUUUUUUAGAAAAUUUAAGAAAUAAGCAGCUAUAAAAUGUUAAAUUACUGUUAUUAUUUUUAGGGAUGAAACCACUAACCACUUUUGGUUUUCAAAUAUUAACCCCAAAAUGUAUGUUAAUUAUUAUGUUCUGAGUUCUUAUUGUGGUUUAAUGGUAAACUUUGACUGUUUAAAUUUAUGACUCUGGGAAUAAAAUCAGACAAAGUUCCUAAUUUCUUUUUGUAUUUUAUUCAAAUAGAAAUGAAAUACAUUUUUAGCAUACAUUUCUAAAAUCUCAAUAUACGUAUUACCUAUUUCUAAUUUCCUAUUAAUUCAAAUAAUUUUUCUUAAAACUCAUCAAAUUGUAUGAAAUAUUUAAUAAGCUUAAAGUAGGGUUUUUUAUGCAAAUAAAACUUGUAUCAAUUUAUUAAAAAAUGGAUUUUUAAGAAAGCUUGCUCAAUUAGAGUUCCUAAGUCCCGAUAACACAUAACAAUGUUACAAUUCUGUAAUUAUGUUUUAUUAUUCUAGUCUCUAUUUAAAAUUUGUAUCAACAAGUUUUUCCAUCUACCUAUCUAAAUAAUUUUAGCUGUAUUAAACCAACACCUAUCUAUGACCAUUGAUUAUAUAAUAUACAAUUAAGUAAUAAUAUAUCUUAUUGGGCAUAGAUGACUUCAAAUAAUCAAAUACCUACCUACCUGAUAAGAAAUUUUUUAAUACUUUAAAAUUAUAAAUUAAUUGUGGCGAUAUGGAACAAAUGUCUACAACUUUUGAAUUACAGAUAGUAGAACUAAUAUAGGUACCUAGUAUACAUUCUAAAAAUGUGCUAUAAAGAUUUGAGAAAGGUGUUUUAUUGUUUUGUAGCACAAAGUGAUUUCAGUUGAAUCUAUUAUAAUAUUGUAUUGAUGUGGUAUUGCAAUUUAAACCAAAAUUCAAUCUCCUAUGAAAAUAUUGUAUGAUACGAUUAAUUAGUACAUUUAUAGUAAUGGUCAUUAUGGAUUGUGCUAUUAUGUAAUGAAGUGUGGAAAAAUAACAUGAUUUAAAAUAAUAUGGAAUUUGGAUAAAUGCUUUCAAAGUUUAAACCAUUUAUAUUAUACCUAUUAAAUUGUAUACAUAUAAAUAUCUAUCUGUGUAUAUUAUUCAAUAUAUAGUUAAUACAUAAGUAGGUAUGUAUUAUAAUAUAUAUUUUGUUUUAUAGAAGGUAAAUAGUAAAGGUGCUUCCAACUAAUAUUAUGAUUUGUAAUAAUUGACUUUACAGAUUAGAUAAAGUUCCUAUAUCUAUUUAUGUAGUAGGUAUGUUAUUCUAAAAUAAUAUUUUAGACCAAUACUAAUACCAGUAUUUUAAUAAAUAUAUUUAUUUUUUAAAUUUUAUUUUACAGUUUUUCAGAUGAAUAUUUGUUAUUUAUACAGGUACCUAUAGUUCAAAAUUCAAGACUAUUAAAUUUCAAUGA